Molecule: messenger RNA, 4220 nt
Organism: Neoarius graeffei (lesser salmon catfish)
Lineage: Eukaryota; Metazoa; Chordata; Actinopteri; Siluriformes; Ariidae
Product: claspin
Exons: 24
Coding region: 211-3993 (1260 amino acids)
Biological process (GO): mitotic G2 DNA damage checkpoint signaling; mitotic DNA replication checkpoint signaling; activation of protein kinase activity
Molecular function (GO): anaphase-promoting complex binding
Source: RefSeq, a predicted model, not a curated record
CAGUUGAAUUUUUUUAUUCCCUUUUCAGAGGAUCAGGCGGGAGAUGGUUUUUUACGCCUAGUUUUGUUGUGACGACAAAAAAAACUCUUCCGUUUUCUUUUCGUGGUGUUUAUGAGUUCGCUUUUCUUUUGUGUAAAAGCCUUUUUUUGUCGUUGUUGGAUUUGUUUUUGAUGAGUUUUUGCGCCGAAUAGCUCCAGUGGAGGACAAAAGAUGAGCCUGCUUCUCUCUGAGCGGCCUGUUGAGCUUCCUGCUGAGGUCCCUGAGGCAGAGAGUGAUUCAGACAGUGGAGUGGGUUCACCCAUGGACGAGGGUGUGACUGAUGCCGCCGCCGCUGCUGUCGUUCAGGCUGAAGAAGCUCAAGAUUCAGACGAUGACAUUGUCAUCAACCGGAAGCCCCGUUCCCGGAAGGUUCUCCAGGACAGCGACAGUGAGAAGGAUGAAGCCGUGGAAGGUAUAGCUGAAGCUGUGUUGCUGUCAGAGUCCAGCGGCGAGGGGACGAAGGCCAGUGAAGACGAGCGACCAAAAGAGAGCCGGGGAAAGAAAAUAUCUCGUGUUGUCAUGUCCAGUGAUGAGAGUGAGCCAGAAGAUGAGCUUCAAGGAAAACCUAAGGGAGAGACCAAAAAGAGGGGGAAGUCACAGCGACACAAAGAGAAAGAACAGCGCAGAAGUGCUCUGGUGAAACAACUGAAAGAGAAGAUGAAAACUUCUGAAGAGUCCCCUUUGCCCAAGGCUUUCAAUGACAGUGGUUGUCUGCUGGCUGAUAAUGACCUGUUUGAUGCUCAGCUGGAGGAGGAUACGGCAGAGGGGGUGAUUGAGGAAGAGGAGUCUCUGGAUGCUAUCAGAGCUGCUGUGAAAAAGAAGGCCAAGAACAAGCCCCAUUUAGAUGACUCUGAAGAGGAUGAAGGGCAGGAAGGCAAACCCCAGCGCAAGGAGAGAAAAGCAGCAAGGGCGAGUAAGGAGGCAAUGAAACAGCUCCACAGUGAUAGCCAGAGGCUUGUUAGAGAAUCUGUAGUAGGACUACCAUACCAUAUGCCAGAACCCAAAGGCAUAGACCAGUUCUUCAAGAGAAGAGUUCGUCCUGACAGGCCUGCUAUGACGUUGCUGAAAUCUGCCAAAUACCAGGCCUACAUUAUCGAAGCGUCUUCAGCAUCCUCUACUACACAAAACCAGUCUGAGGCACCAGAACAGAACCUGAACCCACAGGCUGAUCUGAAUGAGCCUGAUCCAGUCAGCUGUUCCCAACAGGAUGGUGCUGCAAAUGAACAUGAUGCACAAACUGCUAUUGAAGCCAUUGAAGACAAAUCAGGGGUUGCAAGUGUUGAGCUCCAGAAGCCAGAGGUCAUGGAGGAAGAGUGUGCUCUUCCUUCUGUGGACAUGUCUGAGAGUUCUGAACCUCCUCAAGAGGAUCAUAUGGUGCCACAGGUUCAGCAGACUAAGUCUGGGGCAGGGCAGUCAGAACAGGAUGGCUCAGCACUGGCUGACCAAGGAACGGUAGUGCCUAAACCCAAGAAGGAUAAGCUGGCCAGAUUGCGUGAGCUGGGUUUUGAGCCUCCUCCUGUAGCAAGGCUGUGUGCUGAUGAUGGAGCAUUUGUCCAGCUGGAGCCGCAGCAGGCUAACCCUGGUCUAGAGGCUCUGAAAGAACGUUUUCUGAGGCAUGUCCAGCCUGCGCCACGAUCUAAAGGAGAGCGAUCGCUUCAUGUAAACGUGGUGAGGAAGGACAGCACUGUGCCCGGACAGGAGGAGCUGUGUGUUGAAUCCAUCACUGUCGCAGUCAAUGACGAGGAAGAGGAGCCUACACACAUGAAGCCAGGAGAGAAGCUGGUUUUACUGAAGUCUCGUCUGCAGCAAGCUAUGGCUAUCCGCCGGAAGGAAGAACGAGAGCGUCGAGCUGCCCUUCAUCGCCUGGAUAAUGAAGUCUGUGAGGAGGAGGAGGAGGAAGAGGAGAUGACGGAGUCCGAAGAGGAAGAGGGUGUUGAGGAGUUGUUGGGUGAUGGUGAAGAGGAAGCCAACGAAGCUGAAAAUGAGGAAGAGGCAGAGGAAGCUGAAAGAGGCGAUACAUCCAAACGAAGUUCCUCUCCUGGUUUUAAAAGUCCAUCUCCAUUCCCUUACACUGACGGCACACUGAUGCUGUUCGCGGGCAGCUCGUGCUCUAGAACAGGGGAUGGUGUUAGGCAGUCUGGCCAAGCCAAUCAUGAAAAUGACAGCAAAAUGGAAGACGAGGAUGGGCUUUCCUUGACCAAGGACAAUAGCCAUAACAGCAGCUUCGAACUGACGAGCUCCACACUCCCAUCAUACCAGCCGGUGAGCCGCGCCACAGGCAAAGGUCUUUCUGCAGCCAUGUUCCGUUCACCUUCGCCCUGCUUCUUCAGACCCAGUUUCCUCAGCUCAGCCUCCAAGAGCUCUGGUAAGCUGUCUGAGCCGUCCCUCACUCUCCCUGUGGAGGACUCGCAGGACCUUUAUGGUGUUCCGUCUUCUGAAGGUGGGGACUCUCAGGGCCCCUUCUCGCAGGAGGACACACAGUCACAGCUGUUGGAUGCAGACGGCUUCCUGAACGUGGGGCCCCGUGGUGGCCAGAGCUGCUCUCACAAACGCCAGCUGCUUUUAGAUAACCUGGAUGAAAACGCCAUGGACGCCAACAUGGGUGAAUUGCUGGGGCUCUGCUCAGGUGGCUUUGGCUCAGCGGAACGGAGUCAGCCAGGAGGUGAGGAUGAGCUGCUGGGCCUGUGCUCUGGUGCGUUCUCCACCCAGCCUGGAGAAACCGGCAGACCCAAAGAGGAAACUGCAGCCGUGGAGACAAAACUCACAGUCAGAGAGGGUUCCGGGAGCUCGGACACAGACAUGGACCAGCUACUUUCUCUCUGCUCAGGAAAAUUCCCAGGCAGUCCUGCUGCUUCUCCAGUGCAACCAGCCGCAAGCCCCACUCUUGAUGAACCUGACUGUAAGAGCAAGGAGGCGGAAGGGGAAGAAGACAAUUGUGAGUUUCGGCUUUUGUCGGAUGUUGACAGCAACAGUGAGAAGGAGGAGGGCGAGGAAGACUCUGAUGUUGACGGAGAGAUAGGUGAUGAGGUGGAUGAUGAGGAGAGGGAGGCGGUAUUCGGGCGACAUCCGGGUAAAAAGAUACGCAUGACUGACUUUGUGGACUCUGAGGCCGAGCUGUCGGGCAGUGAUGUCGGCAGCGAGGAUGAAAGUGACGAAGGAGGUGAUGAAUAUGAAGAAGAGGAGAUACAGGAGCAACUCCCAUCGGAUGAGGAACUGAUGGACCAAGUAAACAAAAUCCACAUGAAGCAUGUCCUUGAUGACGAUAAGCGCAAAUUGCGUUUGUAUCAGGAGCGUUACCUAGCUGAUGGGGAUCUGCACUCGGAUGGACCUGGUCGAGAGCGCCGCUUCCGCUGGAAGAAUAUUGAUGAUGGCUUUGAGCUCGGGAUAACUGCUGAGGGGGAAGAGGAAGAGGAGGAAGAUGUGGAUCAGCAUGAUCUGCAAAGGCACAAGGAAAGACUCGAGAGAGAGCAGUGGAUGCGAGAGCAGUCUGAAACAUCGAAGAGAGGAGAAGAAGUGGAAGAGGAGGACAAGAUUGGAGAGGAGGACAGUCAGUUUAUGAAGCUGGCAAAGAAACUAACUGCUAAGGCUCUCCAGAAAAAAGAGACCUCUUCAGUGCCACUGCAAGAGAAACCAGUUUCUAACGCCAACCCUUUUCAGAAGCCCUGUAAACCUGUGGUGAAGAGAGGAUCUUUGCUCAGUCAGCCGCAGGCAGUAUUGCAGAAACUCGCCAACAUUUCAGACGGCAACCCUCUAGCACCGCGUAACACUCGAGGAUUCCUCUUCCAGACUUUGUCACCAGAAAAGGAGCCACCUACAUCUGCCAGCCCAAAGAAACAGUUUAAGAAAAGAGUACAAACAGACACUUUGGCACCUGUUGCAAAGCGACCAUGUCGAGAAAAUCAAGUGAAAUCUGCCGGACCUCCAAGGAGUAUUUUCAGCUAUUUUGAGAACUGAAGCCGUUUUGAAGAUUUGUGAUGUCACAGGCCUCCAACGAGCUGAUUUCUUAGUUUUGGCCAAAUCUCUUGUCGAUUCUGUCAUCUUAAAUUUGGCAACUGACUUGGUUUGGUUUGUGAUUCAACCUGUGCGUUUAUUUGUUUUAAAUGUUCUAUCGUGUAAAUAUUGUGAUUUUGUAAUUCUGUAUUUUUUUAUUUGUAAAAUUAUAAAUUAAAAGUUUAUUUUAA